UGAAGGACCGAGAUGGCCUUCCGAAUCAGACUGCACCAACGCCAGCUUCUCUAAUUUCACAUGAUGCCGCACAUAUAUUUGACAAUGCUGCUGUGGAAUAUCAGCUCAGCGCUGACCGUGAAGAAAUGGUUGCUCCUGAUGUGUCAAGAGUAUUGGUGAUAUAUACUGGAGGAACUAUUGGUAUGGUCAACAAUUUGGAGCAUGGUUACAUGCCUUUACCAAAUUACCUAGCCAAAACACUCGCUUCAGUGGCUCGAUUCCAUGAUCCGGUUGACCCUCAAGGUUUACAGUAUCGAUCACGAAGCAACUCCACAGACAAUCUUGCAGAAGAAUUGAGAUCAACAGUAUUAUCGUCAGCUAAAUCACCCGCUGCACUAUCUGAGCCGAUCUUAGAAAGCGGCUCGGCUAGUCCUACGUUUCCCAGACCAAAAGUGAACACCGUCAAUAUGAUCAAGCCAAGUGGCCCCAAUGCAAAUCAGAAGGUUUCCGUACAACUUCCAAGUCUCAUCACUCCUGUUAGUUUGUAUGGGAAAAGAAUAAGAUAUUCGAUUUUGGAGUAUGAGCCGUUGUUGGAUUCUUGCAACAUGACCAUGGAGGAUUGGAUCCGUAUCGCGCGUGAUAUCGAAUGCAACUAUCAAAAUUUCGAUGCCUUUAUCAUCUUGCAUGGGACGGAUACUAUGGCUUAUACUGCAAGCGCUCUGAGCUUUAUGCUAGAAGAUUUAGGGAAAACUGUCAUUGUUACAGGUUCGCAAGUACCUUUGACGGAAGUCCGCAACGAUGCAGUAGAAAACUUGCUUGGAGCUCUUACCAUCGCUGGUCAUUUUGUCAUACCAGAAGUCUCUUUGUACUUCAAUGAAAAGCUGUUUAGAGGUAAUAGAACAAGCAAGAUCAGUGCAGUCGACUUUGACGCUUUCGAUUCGCCAAACUUGGCCCCUCUCGUUCAAGUCGGUAUCAAUAUAGAUGUUGCAUGGCAACAAGUCCUCCGUCCAGUCCAUAUUGCCAAGUUCAAAGCGCAUACCCACCUCAAUUCCAAUGUUGCUUCCCUUCGAUUGUUUCCCGGUAUUACAGAGCAUACGGUUCGCAUGUUUUUAACCCCACCUAUGCAAGGUGUAGUCCUUGAAACAUAUGGAGCUGGUAACGCCCCUGCACGUUCCGAUCUAUUAGCCGCUCUCAAAGAAGCUUGUGACCGUGGAGUGAUUAUUGUUAAUUGCACACAAUGCAGAAAAGGUCUAGUCACGGAUGCCUACGCCACUGGCAAACAGCUGGCGCAAAUUGGAGUCAUCGCAGGAGCGGAUAUGACAGCAGAGUGUGCGUUAACAAAAUUAUCCUACCUGCUUGGAAGGUCCGAUCUCAGCAUUCCCCAAGUGAAGAAGCUCAUGACUAUGAAUUUGCGAGGAGAAUUGACCAUACGAGCACCUCGCCAAAGAUUCACAGCUCAUAGUCGUACGCAUGCAUUGAUCCAGACAAUUGUUCAAGCAUCGAGCACAGGUGACGGUAACAUCACCAGCCAAACAUUACAAGAGCGCGUCUUGAUUGAGAAGGCCAUGUAUCCUAUUUUACUAUGCUCAGCCGCAGCAACCGAUGACAUGGAAGGCCUUCUUAUGUUACAUGAAAACUUGGGCGACAUGAUCAAUUUGAAUUGCGUGGACUAUGACGGACGUACACCACUUCAUAUCGCCUGUAGCGAAGGUCAUUUGCGAGUAGUAGAAUUCUUGCUGCUACAUGGUGCGAGUGUCCACACUCGUGAUCGAUUUGGCCAUACACCGCUUUUCGAUGCGUCAUGUGAAAAAAGAGAAGAUGUAGUUAGAAUCAUGCGACUAGCUGGUGCCCAUUUUGCGUUCGGUGAUUUUGAAGAUCUCGGAUACAAAUGGUUACGAGCCAUUAAGGACAACGACAGUCGAUUUGUUCGCAUCGCCAUUAGCGCAGGUUGGAACGUCAACUGGUGUGAAGGUGUCGAUGGCCAACGAGCCAUUCAUAUAGCUGUCAAGGAAGCGCGCAUUGGAAUGGUAAAGACUUUGCUAGGUGAAGCCAGCUUGCAGAUCAAUGCGGCCGACAGGUGGUCCAAAACUGCCCUCAACCAUCUCGAUCAAUUGGAGAGCUAUGUCAAGUCUGGUACGCCUGUCACCAAAGUCACUUUGGAUACCAUCAGUGAAAUACGGUCGUUGAUUGAAACUCGAAUCAAAAGAGAUCUUGCCCGCCAGGCUUCCAAUUAGUAUGAUCCUGCAUACACUUUUUUUCUCUUUUUUUUUUUUCUUAUGAAGAAAACCAUCCUAACUUUCCAACUUCAAAUUUUGCAUUAUCUCUCAUAACCUUGUUUCUUUCUUAUUCUUGGAACGCCGCCCAUCAUCACGGUAUAUUGUAUUUAUUAAAGAUCUAUUAUAUUUUCGCC
Molecule: messenger RNA, 2389 nt
Organism: Umbelopsis ramanniana AG
Lineage: Eukaryota; Fungi; Mucoromycota; Umbelopsidomycetes; Umbelopsidales; Umbelopsidaceae
Exons: 6
Coding region: 126-2213 (695 amino acids)
Biological process (GO): amino acid metabolic process
Molecular function (GO): asparaginase activity; protein binding
Source: RefSeq, a predicted model, not a curated record